Sclerotinia sclerotiorum 1980 UF-70 is the source of this 1857-nucleotide messenger RNA. RefSeq lists its product as hypothetical. Lineage: Eukaryota; Fungi; Ascomycota; Leotiomycetes; Helotiales; Sclerotiniaceae. The coding region runs from base 1 to 1857 and encodes 618 amino acids. The record is from RefSeq and is a predicted model, not a curated record. Gene Ontology annotation, molecular function: ATP binding; ATP-dependent DNA damage sensor activity; ATP hydrolysis activity. The transcript has a single exon. Gene Ontology annotation, cellular component: mismatch repair complex. Gene Ontology annotation, biological process: mismatch repair.
AUGUUUUAUAUCAAUAUCCACCGAAUUGAUCAAACAAAGCAUUCCAGAUGGCAGGUUGACGAUGUGUUAAACGAGAAGAGGAAUACUCUUGAUAAAAUCCUGGAACUUUUGCGCGCUAUUGUUGUAGAGUUCUUGACCAAGAAUAAUUUCCGACCUAAAUUAGCACGCGGAGAUCGUGCCAAACAGAAUGCAACCACUGCUUCAUCGGCCAAUCUAGAAAAUGAAGCGCAAAAUGGACCUUGCAACAACUGCGAAUCCUACCGAGCUAUUAGAACAUGCUCACCCACGUUGGAGCCUUCGAGUCAUGAUCACGGAAAACACAGUCAAAAAAGAGCAAAAAUUGAUAUGCUGGGAACGAAUGUAAAAAUUCCUUCUUUCCAUCAGUCGCGUUCGGGAUUUGAGUCCCCAUUUGAUUCCUGGUCAAAAAUCAAAGCCGGUACUAAACAUACACAUGAAACCGCUGCAGAUACGACACAGAAUUCAAAUAACACUUCGCUCGCGCAAACCAGCUCGACCGCAGAGUCUCAACCGAUGACACCUCUAAUUUCAAAGGCGGGAAAACUGGCUCGACGUCCUUUUGAAGAUACUCAGGCACCAAUUUCCAAAUCUCAAACAUUCACGGAGAAGGAAGUAGAACCAAACACGAAUGCAGAUGAAUUGGUGAUAUGGAUCAAUCCUAUCAAUAAAGUCAAAUCUCUAGUAAACAAGAGAACUGGUCUUGUGCUAUCUGAAAAGAAAGACCACAGAAACGAUGGAAAACAGCUUAUCUCCAAUCCACCUCGUCGUUUAACCACUGCCAGAAAUAUCCAUACCGGAGGUAAGAAACCAAAUGAAUGGAUAGACGACAUCUUGAAUAGAUGGAAAAAUCCAGUUUUCCCUCCUGUUGAGCCUUCAAUACCUCAAGUAUCGAUCGAUGGUUUUGAUCUGGAGACACAAGAAAUUAUACAUGGCCGCCACCAUCACUGUUCACAGAUUGAAAUCGAAAAGGCAUUCAAGGAAGCUUCAUCAGGGCUUCAUGGACGCAUUUCAAAAGAUGCUCUGCGGAAUGCCGAAAUCGUUUCACAAGUGGACAAGAAGUUCAUUCUAGCUAAUCUUCAAACGACACCUGUGGUUGGUAUCAAAUCAAAUACUCUCCUUGUGAUCGUAGAUCAGCACGCAGCAGACGAACGAGUUCGAAUAGAAGCUCUUUUGUCGGAGUUCCUUACACCACCCACAACUUCAACUAUUCCAGCCUCAACAUCUGUAUCAACAUCCCUCCUCGACAAAACCGUUGAUUUUGAUAUUUCAACAAAAGAUUCUGAACUCUUCCGUACUUACAUAAGCCACUUUUCUUACUGGGGUAUCAUUUAUUCUGUUUCUCCAACGGCUACAACCAUCACCGUUCAAUACCUCCCACCUCUCAUAACCGCCAGGCUUGUCGCAAACCCGAACUUACUCAUUCAUAUUCUUCGUACAGAACUUUACUCAUAUCACGAGCAUCCAACAUCGCAUCCUACGAUAACCCCUGCGUCUACUUGGAUUGAGAGGAUUUCUUACAUCCCUAAGAGUAUACUGGAGUUAUUGAACAGUAGAGCUUGUAGAAGCGCGAUCAUGUUCAAUGAUGAGCUUGGUGUUGAUGAGUGUAAGGAAUUAGUCAAGAGGUUGGCGAAUUGCAAAUUUCCUUUUAUGUGUGCACAUGGGCGAGUGAGUAUGGUACCAUUGGGCGAAGUUGGAAUGAUCUCGAGGGCUGGAGCAAACGGUAAAUGUUCUUUACGAACAGCUGCUAUGUUGGGUACAGAUCACAAUGAAGAGAAGAGAGACGGGUCAUUUGGUGCUGAAUGGAGAAAGUGGAUGAAAAGACGUCCCAACAAGAAAUGA